This is a messenger RNA of Fusarium sp. VM40, 492 nucleotides long. The record is from the annotation of a GenBank genome assembly. NCBI's taxonomy places the organism in Eukaryota, Fungi, Ascomycota, Sordariomycetes, Hypocreales, Nectriaceae.
AUGUCCAAUAAUUAUGAUACCUUCCCUUUCAUGAGACUGCUGAGCGGAUGGGGAGUGGUAAGCGGCCCCGGCCUGUUUAUGCUUCGUAGCCUGGUAUCAGGUAUUUCCACAGCCACCGUCAUCGGCGUCUCAAGCGGCAUGGCAGGCAGCAUGAUCUGGGGAACAGCUGCCCUUCCUUUCCUUAUCGGCUCCUCAGUUGGAUUUGCCCUCGGAAGCUUCAGAUGGUACGAAGUAGCCACGAGAGAAGCUCUACUUCAAAUGGAUCUUUAUCCUGCACUGUUGAGACUCCACAUCUGCUCCAACUUUCCAUGGGUACCAGACCUACACGACAAAGGCCGAGAGUGGUAUACACCUGAUAACUUUCGGCGAUCUUGGGUGUUGAGGAGCAUGCUAGUGGUUGGCUGGCUCUCGGCUGAGUCGUCACUGCGUGAGAUUAGGGAGCGCAAGGAAGCUAGGUUGAUUGAGGAGUACUCUGCCAGAGAUGAAUCUUAG